AUGUCUCUGUCCCCCAAUAGCAAUGCGCUGGCCCUGAAGCGCAAGCUGCAGAGUGCGGACGCUCGCUUCGAGCCCGGGAAGCGGCAUCAUCUUCAAGGCUACGAUCCCCAGGCCCCAUGGCUCUCCGAAGCAAAGCAGCACAGUGGUUGGAGUCGGCUCGGGAAUCCGGCCGUGCAAAACUCCUUGCCACUGGAUAAUAUGGUCUCUGCCGUGCAGGACUUGAUUGAUCCGGACUUUGACCCGUUGACAGCUAUGUUGGAUGACGAGCCUAGAUUCUUGAAACCUUUACCAAAUUGUAUUGCGCCAGAGGAUGUCGAGUUCCUACGCUUUCGUGGGGCCUUGUCGAUUCCGGAGAGUGGAUUGCGGAAUGAGUUGCUCAGGUCGUAUAUCCAAUGGGUGCAUAGCUUUAUGCCAGUUCUGAAUCUACAGGAGUUUUUGCGAUGCGUCGCUGAGAAUGAUCCUAAUGGCAACGUUAGCGUGCUGCUCUUCCAGGCUGUCAUGUUUGUUGGGACGGCAUUUGUCGACCUUCAACAUUUGCAAGAUGCAGGUUAUUCUACCAGGAAGGAUGCUCGCAAUGCAUUCUUUACCCGAUUACGAUUACUAUACUCCCUCGAUUGCGAAGAGGAUCGCAUUGUCAUUCUGCAGACAGUCUUGUUGAUGACAUACUGGUCUGACCCCUGGAAUAGUCUACAGCGCGAUAUCUGGGAUUGGAUUGGAGUUUGCAAUAUACAAGCACAAUCAAUCGGAUUAAAUACAGACCCUUCAUCGGCGAGAGAUAUCGACCCAAAGACCCGACGACUGCGCACGCGAAUUUGGUGGUGUCUAUAUUCCCGAGAUCGGCUCAUAGCCAUGGGGAUGCGACGACCGCUACAAGUUAAUGAAGGAACUUGCAAUGUCCCAAUGCUUCGGAUGGAGGAUUUCGACUUCGAGCCCUUUUGCCCAUCGGCGGUGGCGCAAUUUCGCUGUCGUCAACUCGAAGACGUCUCGCAUCAAAAACGACUAGCAACGAUGUUCAUUGAGAAGGUGAAGCUUUGCCAGUGUAUCGGGAGAGUGUUAUUCGCACAAUAUGCCCCAUCACAGCGCCAGUUUGGCGCAACGGAUCGCACAACUGUUACCAUCGUCCCUGAGACAAGCCUCCGAGUCAGAAUUCACGCGAUGCUUUCGUUGCCGAAAGAUGCUCAAUUCAUACCGGCAUCAAAAAGCAAUUUCCGCGACGGUGAAGAUGUCCUACUUCUACACGGUGCUAUGCUACGUAUGCUCUUCCACGCUACAACGAGUUCCCUUCAUCGGCCGUGGGCAGCAAAUUCGAAAGAUCCAUCAAAAACCGGAGUGGAGUGGCGCGACGCUGCUCGCAAGAAAAUGCAUGACGCCGCUGCUGGCAUCACGCAUAUCAUUCAGGGCCUCAACCAACUAAAGCUGACGCGAUUCCUGCCUCAAUCUGGCGUUACGGUCAUUCUCCCUGCGGCAGUUGCCCAUUUAUCAAAUUCGAUGUCGGAUAACCCCGCUGUACGCGAGAGCAGUAUUUCCAACUUCCACCGCUGUAUCAAAGUUCUGCAUUGUCUGAAAGAUAUCUACCCAGCCGCCGAAAGCGAAUUUGCAAAUCUUGAAGCAGCUAUAAAGCUGCGUUCUGGAAGCGCCAACUCCAACACAUUCUUCCAGAUCAUGCAAAAUAACUUCGACCCAUCGCCCUCGCCCACUAACAUGAAUCCACCAAGGAGACCGAGCAUGGCCGAAUCUAUCGCAUCCCCAAUGAGUCAACGAUACGAACAGAACAGAAUGACAGAGACGAUGAACAAAGCACAGCCUCGUCAACGAACACAGUCUUCAUCCUCCACACCUCGACCCAAUAUCCAACAACAUCAAAGAAAGCCCAGCGCAGUGACGCCCCUGAACGAAUUCCCUAACCUAAAUCUCAACUCCAAUACCACCGACCCAAAUGCCAAUACUCAACACCAACGCCGUCCUUUCCCCAAUGACUUCGACGACCACUUCGCCGUAACAGAAACAAAUCCCACCCCAUCCACCGAUAACCCCUUCAACUUCCUAAACAUCGACUUCUCCACCUUCCCAAAUUUCUCCGACCAACCGAGUCAAGAAAUCAACAUCUCCCCCUCAAAUAGCGACCUGGAAGGCAUGGACUGGACACAAGCGCUAUUCAGAGGCUCGUCGACGAUACCCGAUCUCGAGAAAGAUCUUUUCGGCGAUGCCAGUUCGAAUACGAAUAGGACACAAAGCGUGCCGAAUCCGCAGGCCGAAAGCCAGGAAGAGCAUGAUCUUUUCCCUUUCGCUAUGAAGGAUGAUCAUGGGAGUCGGCAUCAUUCCGCUAGUCAUGUCUCUGGUAUCACGGGGGGAUCUGGAUCGGGAUUUAGGGUUUCAGACUGGCGAUGA
Messenger RNA from Penicillium manginii, 2388 nucleotides. RefSeq names its product transcription factor domain-containing protein. The record is from RefSeq and is a predicted model, not a curated record. Bases 1 to 2388 code for a protein of 795 amino acids. Gene Ontology annotation, molecular function: zinc ion binding; DNA binding. Gene Ontology annotation, biological process: DNA-templated transcription. The transcript is spliced from 3 exons. NCBI's taxonomy places the organism in Eukaryota, Fungi, Ascomycota, Eurotiomycetes, Eurotiales, Aspergillaceae.